This is a messenger RNA of Acanthosepion pharaonis, 720 nucleotides long. NCBI's taxonomy places the organism in Eukaryota, Metazoa, Mollusca, Cephalopoda, Sepiida, Sepiidae. The record is from the annotation of a GenBank genome assembly.
AUGUGUAGACAAGGGUCUCUUCUUGGUGACCAAACUCCCUUCUUUCUUCUCUUAUUUUCCUACCGUCUGCCUGGAUAUUACGCCUUUCUUUUACGGCUGCUGGAAGGUGAAAAUUUACUUAAACACGCGAUGAAACACUUUUUGAGAACACACGUGUUUCCUUCUUCUUCUCAAACAGCUUUAGCUCCAAACUUCACUUAUGGACUUCUUUUCAAACUUUCUUUUCUGGGGCUUCUUCGACAGAACUUCUCAAAACUUUCUCAGAAGGGGAAACUUGCUCUCAGUAACUUUGUUACCCAUGCAUCCUUACUUAUGGGCAAACGCUGCCUGCCUUUUCAGCAGGGAGAGAGAAAACUAACCUCUUCUUUCCAAGCUGUCUUGGUUCGAACUGCUGCUAUGGUUCAGUCACAGUUCUCCUUUCCCUUUCAAAGGGGGGGGGGGCGAUGCAACAAGAUACUGACACUGUGCAAGGUCGAUAUAAGGCAGAUGCAACAAGAUACUGACACCGUGCAAGUCCUAACACUUAUUUUUGUUCGUCUUAUCUUCUAUCUACAUAUACUUCCCCUUUCAGGAGCAAUGAAGUUAUUCUGGGGACUGUUAGUGCUGGGUUGCUUGCCCUUUGGAAUUGUUUUGGCUAAAACACUUUAUUCCUGCCCAAAAUGUAUCAUUUUCAGAGAAUAUAUAUUCCUGCCCAAAAUGUAUCAAAUGAUCAAGAAAUAA